Messenger RNA from Hemiscyllium ocellatum (epaulette shark), 2313 nucleotides. It is a transcript of the gene ndufaf1, whose product is annotated as NADH:ubiquinone oxidoreductase complex assembly factor 1. Lineage: Eukaryota; Metazoa; Chordata; Chondrichthyes; Orectolobiformes; Hemiscylliidae. The coding region runs from base 3 to 887 and encodes 294 amino acids. Gene Ontology annotation, cellular component: mitochondrion. The record is from RefSeq and is a predicted model, not a curated record. Gene Ontology annotation, biological process: mitochondrial electron transport, NADH to ubiquinone; mitochondrial respiratory chain complex I assembly. The transcript has 4 exons.
AGAUGGCGGGCCGCCUCAGGUCACUACAACAGCUGCGGCCGAGGGCCGGGCCCCUGUCCCCGGGAGCGGGCCCGGAGCUGGGCCGAGGCCGCGGUUACCGCAGGCCCGGGCUGCCGGCCUCCUCUCCGCCGGCCUGGAGCUGGCUGAGGCUGUGGGACUGGCGGCACGGUGUGCAGAGUGUGUGCCGCCACUGGGGCCUGCUGCGGGCCGAGCUGGCGGAGAAGCUGCGGGGCCCCGGCGGCCGCUCCCUCCGCCAGGAGCUGCUGGAGCAGAACCGUGUCCUGUGGCAGGCGCACGGCCCGGGCAGCCUGCACCACUGGCUGCUCUCCAGCGACCAGGAGAUCGGAGGCCGCAGCCGGGCCCGCCUCAGUGUCGGCGCCAACGGGAGGACGGUGCUCCUGAGCGGGGAGCUCCGCACAGAACCGCCCCGGGACGGAGAGACCCGCUACAGCGGAUACUGCAGCAUCAAGAGCCGCCCGCCCAAGGGUGCCUUUGACAUCAAGAAGUACCAUGACCUGACAAACUUCAACACUCUGCACAUUCGGUUGCGAGGGGAUGGCCGUCCCUGGAUGGUGAACAUCAGCAGUGAGAUGUACUUCAGUCAUCAGAAGGACGACCUUUACAGCUAUUUCCUCUUCACCCGGGGAGGCCCCUAUUGGCAGGAUGUGAAGAUUCCAUUCUCCAAGUUUUUCCUGUCCAGUCGGGGUCGAAUUCAGGAUAACCAGCACCCAUUGUGGUUGGACAAGAUCAGCACAAUUGGCUUCACACUGGGUGACAAAGUGGAUGGUCCAUUUCAAUUGGAAAUCGACUUCAUUGCUGUAUACAACGACCGGGCUCACACUGAAGAAUUUGCUUAUGAAAAGUACAAAAGGAAUCCAGAGGUAUAAAUAAAAUCACAGGAAUACGUAACCUCAGCUAGACCCAGGAACUCAGUAACCUCUGUCAGGUGGUCUGACAUUACGCUUCCUGAGCUAUUUUUGAAGGGGGCAGCAGCUGACUCUGCGCACAUCAGCCAAACUACCUGCAUCUAAGAAGAUUGAACGUGUGUAGAGAAACUCAAAUAAAAUUUGUCUUUGUAAUCGUUGAUCUAUACUUUCUUACACAACAACUAGCAUGCUCUGUGGGAGGUAGUUCCUGUUCUUGUACGAGCUGAUGGUGUAGCAUUCAUGGAUACCUUGCUACGGUGCCGAUUCCCCUGGACUGUCAGCUUUAAGGUAGUGAAUUGUUAAACUAUGGACUGAAAACUGCCAGCAAGUAUGUUUGAUACCAGCAAGAAAUGAACAAAAGGCAAGGUGGACUUGAAAAUUUCAAUUGUUGUCUUUCUACGAGCUAGUAUUUAUAUAGCAUCUCUGACAUGGUAAAGUGUCCAGAAUGUUUUACAGGAGCAUUAAUCAGAUAAAACUUGAUACUGGUCCACUUUAGAAAAGUCCUACCAUUCUCUUUCACUAAGUUAAAACCCUCUGCAAUAUCAACAAUUCUAGACUUUUGAGCAACACCAGUUUUAACAGAAUAUUUAAAAGAAGAAAAAUACUGGGCAAAGGGGAGAUGGUGGGAAAGGAAAGUGGAGAUAAUGAAAGGAAUGGAGAGGAGAAACUGGCACAAGCAAAUGUAAGAUGGAUUUGAUAUAUAUCUCUGUAUAUGAAAACAUACAAAUUCAAAGGGGUAGGCCAUUUGGCCCCUCAAGCCUCCUCCAUCUCUUUUGAAAAUGUCAUGGCUGACCUGAAAAUGGCCUUAACUCCACUUUUCUAUCUACCCUCAUAAUCUUUGACCCUCUUGUAAAUCAAACUUAGCCUUUAAUAUAUAAAAUGAUUAAAAUAGUUAUUUUGAUUGUAUUUCCAUACAGAUAACUACAAUGGAAUAUGAUUAAAACAUCAUUCAUUUCAUAUUUUUGCACGGUGUCAUGAACUUUCUGGGUUGACUGCUACAUGUGAAAGCAGAUGUUUUAAUUUGGAGUUAUUUUAAAAGCUGGUGACACUGAUGUUUAUAGUAUCUGACAUAAAGAAAGUUGUUUGAAAAGUGAGGCAUAAUGAUUUCCAAUAGUCACUGCAAAAUAGAUGGAUGCUUGGUCAUGUAAGUUAAUAACAUUAUACGCAGAAAGUUUAUAUUCUUCAUGUCAUGGUUCCAAAGAGCAUUCUAUCAGCACAAUGAGUUUUUAGAGAAAUUUAUUAUUUACGUGUAACGGAGGACAGCAACCAGUAAUGAUCAACAGUGUGUUAAAUGCACUUCUUGGAAACCUGGCACAGCAAGAAUAUCUUUUUGCUGUUGAGUUAUUGAGGUUAUAGAUGAAUUAAAUAAAGCUCUCUGCUCGUAUAA